This is a messenger RNA of Mytilus californianus (California mussel), 2817 nucleotides long. RefSeq names its product peroxisomal membrane protein 11C-like. Gene Ontology annotation, cellular component: peroxisomal membrane. The transcript is spliced from 4 exons. The coding region runs from base 85 to 789 and encodes 234 amino acids. NCBI's taxonomy places the organism in Eukaryota, Metazoa, Mollusca, Bivalvia, Mytilida, Mytilidae. The record is from RefSeq and is a predicted model, not a curated record. Gene Ontology annotation, biological process: peroxisome fission.
GGAACCACGUGAUCUACUUUCACUUUAAAACAGAAGUAGGCUCAGAGUACACAAACACACACUUGUAACUUCUAUUCAGCAAUCAUGGAUCUUGUUCGCGUAUUGGAAACCUAUAGAGGACAUGACAGAAUUAUACGACUCAGUACCUAUGUUUGUAUGUUUGUAAGCGGUGACAGAAAGGGAUUAGCUUUUGAUCGGAUCCGCGCUAUUGCUACAGAUCUAGGUGCUUGCAGAGUAAUCCUAAGAUUAUUUGAUGACUUGCCAAUGUUAUUUUACAAUCUUUCGUAUGGAACUGGGAGUAAGGAGAAGAGCACACCAUUAAGAAUCUUGAACCUGCUAACAAACAUUAUUAACCAAUCAUAUUAUCCUGUGGAGCAUAUUGCCUGGUUGGCAGACAGACAGGUCAUCAACACCGACUCCAAGAAAUGGUGGGUAGUAGGCGUCAUGAUCUGGGCACUAUCUUUAGUUGCUGAAAUACUUAAACAAUUGGUUAGUAUGAAUUUAAUAAGUAGAAAAUUGAAACAAAUAAAGAAGCAGCAAUAUUUGGAGUCUACUGAUGAAAGAGAAGAAUCCAUGGAGAGUACAUCAACAGAAGCCAAAGCACUGAAAGCCAACUUACUGGAAGCACGACUGGCACUUCUCCAGGCUUCAUGUGAUUUUAUGAAUGCUAUAAACUGGUGCCCUCCUGGGAUUUUAUGGGCAGGGAAACUGUCCAGAUCAUGGAGUGGUGUGUUUGGAUUGUUGUCAACUAGUAUUAUGUUAUAUAAAAACUGGCCUAAAAAGUCAUAAAUGUGUAUUAUGUAUAAUCAGUUCUGUAAUCAGACUUGUUUUAAAGGAGGCCUAAGAUUUUUUUUUUCAUUCCCCACCUAAUUCAUUACAGGAGUUAAUCUGUGCAAAAAUUGACCAUUUAUGAUUAAUCGCAAAAAGGAAUAGUAUUUUAAUCACUUUGACUGGGACUAAUUUAUCUAUUGGUCCCAGCUUUGUUUUUAUGAUUGAAAUUUAAUUCAUUUUAUGACUUCCUUUCAAUGUUUUGAGAAAAAAAAAUAUAUAAUUAGACUAUUUAAUUUUCGUAUAAGUAUAAUAAACAAAAUAGAAUACUUUAUUAGCAGGAUUUACCAUGAUACAUAUAAGACUUAAGGAUGUUUGCUACUCUGUUUCAAAAUAACAAGCUUUAUAAAAGACUGUUAUAAAUUGAUAGUAUAUAAAUAAAGUAACUAAAAAAGCAGAAAAAAAUGAUGGGUUCGUGUGCUUGUUUUCGAGAUAUAAGCCAUUGAAAAUCUGGCGGGAAAUGAUUCUCUCUAGACUUUUCAUACAUUUAACAUUGACACCUUUUGUCUUUCAAAAACAAUGAAAAAAUAACAAGGAUUUUAUAAGAUUUUGAAAGAUGACAUUUUAAACUAUAUGCAAUCAAAUUAUGGAAAGAAAAGUAGGGGUUAGUGGGCAAAAUUUUUAAUGGCACUACAUGGAUAAAACCAGAGAAUUCCGAAUAUCUGGCAAAAUUUCAAAAACAAGAGGAGCGAACAUCCUUAACAACAGAUCACAUCCAUCACCAACAACCUCCACUGAAAAAAUAAACAGUCUAUAUAUUUUAUUGUGUUAGAUUUGGAGUGAUGUCUAAAUUUUCUUUAUCUUCUUUUUUCUUUCCUAUUAAAAGUUGAGAAUUGUAUAAAUACCUGUAUCUGUUGUUAAAAAAAAUUUAUGGACUACCAAAAUAAUAGUCAGCAAUACAUAAUAUUUAAAAAUCCAUACAUUUUGUUGUUUUAUUUUGUCAGUAAUGAGAACCAGUUGUAUUAUUUGAAUGUGACCUUGUUAUAUUAAUGUACUUAACUCAAUAAUUUAGUAUUUUUGCAAUUUAUAUAUAAAUUAUUUUAAAGUUUUCAAUGAAAAAGAUUGUAUGCCCCAAAAAAUACAUCAUUUCAUGCGAGUUUUUCUUUUAAUACUGAUUUUCAAGGUUCAAAUCAGAUGAAUUUUGAGUAAUCAGGUGCAGUGUAAAAAGAAAUUUUUUUUUUUGUAUUGUUGGUUUGCUAUUUCAUUAUCAUAUUUUUCUUCUUCUAUGUAUUAGCCUCCUGUAAGUAGGAGCACCUUCAUAUGGAGUUAAUCCUUAGUAAACUCAUAUACACCCACCUCUCCUUUUAUUCAUCAACUGAUUUUUUUUUAAAUGUAUCACCUGGUGAUCAUAGGAACCUCGUUCUGACAUUAAAGAAAAUUGUCUGUGUUGUGGCAAGUAUUUGUAUAGUAUAAUACAAAUCCUUGGUUGUGGUCGACAAAGUUCAUAGGUUAUUUUAAGAAACAUUUUAUUAACAAGUUGAUUUUAAGGAGAAAUCAAAAUUAUAUACAUAUACAUAAUAUAUAUUAUUGGGGGUAUGAAUGGGGGCUACAGAUAAAUGAAUAAUGGGCAAAAAUGAAGAAUACAUAAAAGUUUGUAAAAGUAUAAAGAAUAGAGAAUAAUGAGCCCAGAAAUUAUUAAAUAGAGAAAAUUUGCCAAAAAACAAAGAAUAGAGAAAAAUAAGAAAACAUAGUAAAAAAAUAGAGAUUUAUGGAGUGUUUAAUAUAAAUAAAAAAGACAAAUCUGAGACUAUUAUGCUAAUUAGAUAUUAGUAUAAAAUUCCCAGGAAAAAUGAACCAAAAAAUAACCCAAUGAAAAUGUUCUAAAAAUUUGAAGAAUAGAGACAAGAGGUCCUCCCAAUCCAGACCUUGAUUAUUGUUAUUGUGCCAUUUAUUUAUAGCUAUGUCUUUCAUGCUACAGAUUAUUUUUAUAUUGUAAAUACUGUUAAAUACUAUUGAUAUAUUUGGAAUAUUAAAUUGUUUUUAAUUGCA